Drosophila bipectinata is the source of this 1241-nucleotide messenger RNA. The record is from RefSeq and is a predicted model, not a curated record. Lineage: Eukaryota; Metazoa; Arthropoda; Insecta; Diptera; Drosophilidae.
GCAGACAGCUGACCGCAACUCACCACCCAUACACAAAAAAUAGUUUCGUUCUUUGGUUUGUUUUGGCCAAAAGAAAAUGGCAAGUGCAACCAGUUCCAGUGCCACAAGUAGCAGCAGUACGACUGGAAACUCCGAGGAGCAGCGACGGAUUUGGGUUGGAAAUCUAGAUUCUCGCAUCACCGAGUUUCAACUACUCAAACUGAUGCAAAAAUGCGGCCCCAUCGAGAAGUUCGACAUGCUCUUCCACAAAGGAGGCCCCAUGGUCGGCCAAUCCCGUGGCUAUGCUUUCGUCACCUUUGCUCAGAACGAAGGAGCCACCAAUGCGCUGAUGAAACUUGACGGCAGCAGCGUUGGAAAUCGUUCCAUCGCCGUGCGUCUAGCCAAGAAUAUCAAAUAUGACGACCUGCAGAAACCAAAGCCCCGCAUUGAGAUCCCAGCUCUGGGCACCGGCAAGAGGGAGGAAAAGAUUAGCAAAUCGGAGGCCAUACGCGCCAUAGAGGCAAAGCUGAAGGUGCUGGAGCGUCAGACCGACGACAAUUUGGAGCUAAACACACAUGGCCGAGGCGAGACGAACGUGCCCUUCAUCCAGCGCUAUCAGUUCAACAAGGACCGUGACACAUCCCAGCGCUAUGGCAAAUCCUCGGCACCAUACCACCGACAGCAGCGCCCCAAGAGACGCUGAAACCACGAGACCCAGUUCGUACAAAGCCAUGGUACUUUGGGUGCUACCUCAACGGACGAGCCUUGCCGGCGUUUAGUUUAGUUUUAUAAUUAAUUUAUUUAAAAAAAACGUAGGAGAGGAAAAAUCAACCGGGAGCAUCUACUUGGGGGCAAACUUGAAUUUCCCACGCAUCUGUUCGGGAAGCGGAACUGUGCCCGGACACCGCACCUGUCCGGGAAUCUCACAAAUGCAGUGCCUGCCGCAGCCGUAGCCAAAGUUUGCCGGAUUGUCCUUGCUCUCCUUUAGGCGCGCCUCCGCGUCCAGUUGCUCUCUGUGUGAAUGGGCAAGAAAAAGGCAGCAUUUUAGUGUAUUGCUUGCGAGGGAACAAAUCACUUAAGUAAAUGUACUGAUUUUUUAAAUUUAUAUAACUUAUUUUUCGUUUUCUACCAUUAUAUUUCCUGCCUCAACCGAGCUAAACUUAAUUUUUCACAAAAAUUCGCAAAGAACUCUGUCAAUUAGGAUAAGUUGUAACUGAUUUUAAACCAAACUUGAAGAAAUAUUAAUAAAUAUAAGCAACAUA